Molecule: messenger RNA, 4143 nt
Organism: Saprolegnia parasitica CBS 223.65
Lineage: Eukaryota; Oomycota; Saprolegniomycetes; Saprolegniales; Saprolegniaceae
Exons: 7
Coding region: 1000-4113 (1037 amino acids)
Biological process (GO): phosphatidylinositol phosphate biosynthetic process; phosphatidylinositol-mediated signaling
Cellular component (GO): cytoplasm; membrane
Molecular function (GO): 1-phosphatidylinositol 4-kinase activity
Source: RefSeq, a predicted model, not a curated record
UCGCAGCAUGGCCGACGAGAUGGACGCGCCGACCAAGGCCAAGACGCGGCCCGGGUCCGUCCCCGCGAUCCCGGCCAUCCACACGCUCCUCAUGGACGAGCCCACGAUGGUCUCGCGCAACUCGGCGCCGGCCGCGCUGCUCGAAGACCUCGUGCCAUCGCCGCCGUCGUCGUCGCGGACGCCGUCGUCGUACGCCGAGUCGCCGUCGCGCAUGACGGCCUCCGAGAAGAUCGCGCAGGGCUCUGGCCUCGUCGGCAGCUCGACCGAGAUCAGCGCGAUCGGCCUCGCGGGCUUUCUCAACAUGCGCGAGCACGGCCCGGGCAUCCACCGCAUGAAGCGGUACUACUGCCGGCUCGUCGGCGUCCUCUUGUACCGCUUCUACACGAAGGAGAUGUCGCGCGACCUCUCGAACGCGCACAUGGAGGCCGAGGUCCAGCGCAUUGACGACUGGGACGGGAAGGGCAUGAUGCAUCUGUACCGGAACGCGUUCCGGUUCGUGACGUCGCAAGCCACGUUCAACGUCGCGGCCGACAGCGAGAGUGAGAAGCAGCUCUGGACGCUAUAUGCGAUCGAAGCCAUUGACGCGGCGCAGCUGCAGAUGCGCGACGCGGCGCUCCUCCCGCAGUCGCAGUCGCUCCUCGCGGCGUCGCCCGGCGGCCUCACGCUCAUCCGGCCCAACAAGGAGAAGGAAAAACCACCGAAAUUCAAGGGUCGCCCACGUGCGCGCACCCCAAGUGCACCGUGCGCUUUGACAACACGAAGCGCCAGCACCACUGCCGCAACUGCGGCGACAGUCUCUGCUCGGACCACAGCUACCACUUUGCGCCGCUGCCGCACUUGCCGACGCUCACGGGCCCGCAGCGCCAGUGCACGCGCUGCUUUCGCGUCCACCGGUUCAUCCAGCUCCUCCGCUGCGUGCUCCAGGUCUUUGUUAAGAACCGCCACCAACGCAACUCGCCGCGGCUCUCGCAGCGCAAGCCAAAGCUGUCGAGCGAAGACAUGGCCAUGCUCCAAACGGUCCAAGAGGCGAUCCACGAACCCGACUUUGGCGUCUCGGACGCGAUUCAGGCGCUGCAUCUGCACCGAAAAGACAGCGACGAGGUCUACCGCGUGAUUGUGCAAAAGCUCCUGACGCUCAGCGCAUCCCAUAUGCCCGAUUUUGAGUUUUUCCUGCCGCAGCUCUUUCACCUCUGGGCGUCCACCGAGUACGACGCCCAUAUUGUCAAGUGGACGCUCCUCCUGCGCCUCCUCAUGACGGCGGCGACCUACCACGUGCGGCUCGCGACGUCCAUUCACUGGCUCAUGCGCGCGACGAUCGACGACUCGUGCGGCUGGGGCUUUGGCCAGACAGAGCUCAGCAUCCCCGAGUACCUCAAGAACCGGUUUGCGCCGUCCAAGCUCGCGCUCUUCAAUUUGCACAUGCUGAUCAACCACCAAGACGGCGCCCACGCGUUUGUGUUUGCCCCCGACACGGACCUGCGCACGAUGCCGAUCCAGACGGACCUCAUCCAGACGUACUUUGACCGGCUCUUGGCGCUGCAGCAGUACGACGAAGGCUUGAACGCGGUGACACCCGACUUUCUUGCGAGCCCCGCGCGGUUCUUUCCUGCGGCCACCCCCUCGAACGGCAGCAGCUCGCUCAACACCAACAGCGCGCUCCUCCUCGGGCCCAUUUACGCGGGUGUCGCCAACUGCGUGCUCCCGUGCGACUGGUCGUUUCCGGCGUUGAACAAGAUGAAGAUCACGCCGCGCCACCCGUCCAUGGAGCAGAGCGUCUUUGCGACGCAGCUCAAGUUUAUCGAUGGCCUUGGCGACGUGGCCGAAGCGCUGCGCUUCCUGCCCCCAAAGAACCGAAAGGAAGCGCUGCCCGAAGAGCUCGCCAAGCUGACGCUGCCCGACCACGCGUUCUACCCGCUGGGCACGUGCGACGAGCCGCUCCAGCGUCUCGUGUCCAUCUGCCUCUAUGAAGGCGCCGUGUUUACGACCAAGGCGCGCGCACCGACCAUGGUGUGGUUUGAAGUGGAGAACCUCCCGGUCGUGCCCGAGACGCUCUGGCUCACGCCCGCGCAGUCGAUGCUGACGGACGAAGAGAAGGAGUCGGCCGCGCUGCCGCCACCCGUCUCGUCGUCGCUCGGGCACGACGAGAUUGGCCAAGUGCUCCGCCACGACAACAUUAUGAGCAGCCUCCACCGCAUCGAGGCAGUCCAGCCCCUCUCGGAAGAAGACGAGGAAGACGACGAGAGCGUCGACGGCAGCGUCGACAUGAACAUGGCCCACGCGCCGCCCUUGCCCAUCGGGAACCUCGGCAGCAGCGGCCGCAUGCGCCGGUCGGGCAGUCUCUGCAGCAGCGGCAACCCACUCCAUCUGGAGCAGCUCAUCCAGGUGCUGGACGAGCCGCCGAAGAGCAGCGCGACGGAGAAGGGGCGGACCAAGUCGGACAGCUUCCAGCGUCAGCGCGGCAGCAUCCGCCUCGAGUUGAUGCCGACAGACGCGGAGAAGCCGACGUACGAGCAGCUCGAGACGAUUGCCAUGAAGAUGAUGGCGUUCUUCCUCUCCAAGCCGCCGAAAGCACCGACAAGCAAAGACAGCAACUCCAAGGCAAGCGACGCGACGCCACCAGUGUCCCAGACGGUCGUGCUUGGGCGUAUCACGGUCGAAGCGAUCGCCGCGCGCAUGGGGCUGCACGUACAGCCGUACGAAGACGUCUACUCAUUUACAGGCCGCGAGUGCAUCGAGUGGAUGCAAUCGUCGGGCAUUUCGCACAACGAAGCGCACGCGCUCUGGCUUGGCAGCGAGCUCCUCACCAACGAACUCAUCGAGCCCGUCAACGUCCAGCACCACGACGAGCCGGUUCUCUUUACGAACGACGCGACCACGCUCUUUGUAUGCACGGUCAAGCCCGAGGAAGGCGGGAGCUCGGCGUCGACCAUUUUGCACACGAAGCGGGGCACCACGAGCCGCUUCACGAGCGUCGCCAACGCCAACCGGUCCCUCGAGCGCGAAGACACGGACGUGAGCGAGCUUGUCACGGGCUUUGACCGCCUUCGGCCCGAGAAGACGCUCGAGCUGCUCCAGCUGGUCGACUCUGCGAUUCUGCGACACGUGGCGCCCGAGGCGGCGGACCGCGACGAGACGUUUGCGCAGUGGGAAGAGCUGCAGAGCCAGGUCGAGGCCAUGUGCGAGUACAUUCGGGAGAAGCGCCGCAACCGGCAGCUCGCGGUCAAGUCGAUGUUUGGCGAAGACUUUGACUCGAAGCGCAAGCGCCUUCUGGCAUCGUCGAGCUUUGCGUGCCAGUUUCCCGACCAUUGGGACUGCAGCGCGCUCAUCGUCAAGUCGAACGACGAUCUGCGUCAAGAAGUGCUCUGCCUCCAGCUCAUCCGGCAGUUCCGCGAUAUUUUCGCGAGCGCCGAGCUCGACCUCUGGCUCCUCCCGUACGGCAUCAUUGCGACGUCGGCGUCGACAGGCAUCAUCGAGGUCAUUCGCAACGCGACGUCGCUCUCGUCGCUCAAGGGCACCCCGGGGUACGUGAGCCUCAACCAGCACUUUGUGCACACGUACGGCACGGCCGACACGCCGGCGUACAAGACGGCGAUGAACAACUUUGUCAAGUCGAUGGCAGCCUACUCCCUCGUGUGCUACAUCCUGCGCAUCAAGGACCGGCACAACGGCAACAUCAUGCUCGACUCGGACGGGCACCUCAUCCACAUUGAUUACGGCUUUAUCCUUGGCAUCCAGCCAGGUGGCCGCUUCUCACUCGAGCGCCGCGUGCCGUUCAAACUCACAACCGAGAUGGUCGACGCCAUGGGCGGAAGCCAGUCGGAGUACUUUCGCGAGUAUGUGACGCUGCUCAUCCAAGGGUUUUUGGCGCUGCGGCAAAACGUCGAUACGAUCCUCAUGAUGAUUGCGAUCAUGGCGCAAGACUCGUCGUGCCCGUGCUUUCUGCACCGCAACCCGCGGGACAUUCUCUUCCAGACCAAGCAACUCUUUGCCCUCGAGCUGACGCCGGAGCAAGUGAUCCCGCACGUGAUGAAGCUCGUUCGGCGCAGUCUCAACAGCUUUGGCUACCGCCGAUACGACCAGUUUCAGCACAUCACCAACAACAUUGUGCCAUAGCCGCUGUGUCGCUUUCCAGUUUGAAUUGCG